AUGAUUCAGAAACCGCGGUAUCUUUCGGCGUUGCUUGUGGGAGCAACCAUUCUCCUGCUUCUCGCUACGCUGCGCAUAACAGGUGAUGAGAUACCCGAGGUCAUCAAUUCGGCAAACCCUUGGUCCAGGCCUCCGAAACAACACGAUGGUCAGCAAGACACACAGCACGAAGGUGCACUUGAGGUUGCUGCGGCUGCCAAGAAACCGAUCUUUGGUGGCAAGAAUCACGACGAGCGGCCCACCUUCACGGACUUAGCUAUGAAAUCCGGUACUGACAAGGUGACGACCCACAACUACGGUUUCUUGUACGACAAGUACCUUGCUCAGUUCCGUGAUCGCCCUGUCAGAAUGAUUGAGAUUGGUUUGGGCUGUGGUAUGCCUUAUGGCCCUGGCGCUUCGUACCCGAUAUGGACCACGUACUUUCCAAAGAUCGAGCUGAACAUUGUCGAAUACGACGAGCGCUGCGGCUCUGCUUGGGCGGCUAAAAAUCCGGAGGCUGUACUUUUCUUCGGCGAUCAGUCGUCGGUGCCGUUCCUCAGACACGUUGGCACAGAGACCACAGCCGAUGGACUGAUGGACAUUAUUGUUGACGAUGGUGGCCACACCAUGUCACAGCAGAUAACUUCCUUGCAGGAGUUGUGGCCAUACCUUCGUCAUGGCGGUGCCUACUUUAUUGAGGACCUGCAGACUAGCUUCUUGGGUACCUACGGCGGUGAUGAAACCAGAGCCGACCUCGCCAAAAAAACCGCUGUCCGCUGGAUUCAUGAGCUUGUUGACGAUAUAAUGUCUUCUCCGGUUGGCAUUGCACCAAAGAACGCUUGGUCCUCGGAGAUUGCAAGCAUCGACUGUAUGGCGGAGUUGUGCGUACUGACCAAGAAGGAGCAGGGGGCACGGUAA
Colletotrichum spaethianum is the source of this 897-nucleotide messenger RNA. RefSeq names its product 8-demethyl-8-(2-methoxy-alpha-L-rhamnosyl)-tetracenomycin-C 3'-O-methyltransferase. NCBI's taxonomy places the organism in Eukaryota, Fungi, Ascomycota, Sordariomycetes, Glomerellales, Glomerellaceae. Bases 1 to 897 code for a protein of 298 amino acids. The transcript has 3 exons. The record is from RefSeq and is a predicted model, not a curated record.